Messenger RNA from Cadophora gregata, 582 nucleotides. RefSeq names its product 40S ribosomal protein S9 (gene RPS9). Gene Ontology annotation, cellular component: cytosolic small ribosomal subunit. NCBI's taxonomy places the organism in Eukaryota, Fungi, Ascomycota, Leotiomycetes, Helotiales, Ploettnerulaceae. The transcript is spliced from 4 exons. Bases 1 to 582 code for a protein of 193 amino acids. The record is from RefSeq and is a predicted model, not a curated record. Gene Ontology annotation, molecular function: rRNA binding; structural constituent of ribosome. Gene Ontology annotation, biological process: translation; positive regulation of translational fidelity.
AUGGCGCCAAUUUCGUACUCCAAGACCUACAAGGUUCCAAGAAGACCUUUCGAGUCUGCUCGCCUGGACUCUGAGUUGAAGCUUGUUGGAGAGUAUGGACUCCGCAACAAGCGUGAGGUCUGGCGUGUCCAACUCACGCUCUCCAAGAUCCGUCGUGCUGCGCGUCAAUUGCUCACCCUCGAGGAGAAGGAUCCCAAGCGACUUUUCGAAGGAAAUGCCCUCAUUCGUCGUCUCGUCCGUGUUGGUGUGCUUGACGAAUCCCGCAUGAAGCUCGAUUAUGUCCUGGCCUUGAAGAUUGAGGAUUUCUUGGAGCGCCGUCUGCAAACCUGUGUCUACAAGCUCGGUCUCGCGAAGUCUAUCCACCACGCCCGUGUUCUCAUCCGUCAAAGACAUAUCCGAGUUGGCAAGCAAAUCGUCAAUGUCCCAUCCUUCGUGGUUCGCCUGGACUCCCAAAAGCACAUCGAUUUCGCCCUCAGCUCGCCAUUUGGUGGUGGACGACCUGGUCGUGUUCGCCGCAAGAAGGCCAAGGCUGCUGAGAAGAAGGAUGGUGCUGAUGAUGGAGAUGAUGAUGACGAGGAAUAG